CCAAGUUAUUCGAGUUAAUCUUUGAAUUGUUACUAUUUUGUUGAGAUGUUUCGAUAUAUGUUCUUAAAGUCGCCAAAAACUUGUGUAAAUCUAAAAGUUUUUUCCGUGAAUCUUACUCAGAGUUCAGCCGAGAACAUAAAUGAUGAUAAAUAUAAAUUUCUAUCCGAAGAACAUAUAGCAGAGGCUGUAAAAUUAUCUCCAGCACUUUUUACGGUCCCGUUGGAAAAAUGGCGGACAGCUCAUGAGACUUUCCUUAAUCACGGUUUGUCAACUCAAAAUUUUCUACAAAUUGCCACUGGUAAUCCCAAAGUUUUAAUGCGUUCACCAAAGAAAGUUAUUGAGGCGCUAGAAUUUUGGCGUACUUGUCAAUUCGGUGAAUAUUUUCUAUUCCUUUUAAUUACCAAGUAUCCUGAAUUGUUGGAUGUAAAUGAUCAGCAGAAACUACUGAGGCAUAUUUCUUUUUUAAAAAGUUACGUCAAUACCGAUAAAAAUGUAUGGAAACUUUUAAUGACUUGUCCAUCCUUAAUGCAAGAUUCUGUAAAAAAUAUUGAAGCCAGAAUGUCGUAUUUCAAAGAUGUGAUGGCUUUAGAAAUACCGGAAGUUAUUAAAUCCGAGGCAUUAACAAAACCCUUGGAGGAAAUUAAAUGUCGUCACAUAUUCAUGAAGAGAUUAUGCUUAUUCAAGCCAAGACCGAAGAAAGUAGAUCCCGAUGAAUUCACCGACAAUCCCCGUUUAUAUAAAAUUACCGAUACUUCAGACAAAACGUUUGCUACGAAAAUAUGUCAUGUGACUGCAGAAGAAUACGAAAGCUUUAAAAUAUUGUUUCAUAGAGAAAUGCAGCGCAAGGAGGAAGAAAAUGAGAACGAAGAUUUAUUAAGUGAUGAUGAUGGCAAUUAAUUUUGAAGUGAUAUGAAAAAUAUAUUUAAUUAAAAUUCUAAAAUCUGUGUCAAAUAAUUAUUGCAAAUUGCAAUACAAGUGUACGAGUAUGUCGCUAGAGAGAUCGGCACAAUUACCAGGUUCAAAAUGUCAUUCAAGAGAAAGAUAUCAAAUUGAAUUAAUUUAAUUUUGGGUUUCUAAUAUAGUAUAAUUUUAUUACCUCAAUCUCAAGACAAGCAUGAAGCACUUUUCGCCUUGCUCUAUGAAAAUUAAAUUGAAUUCGAGUCU
Molecule: messenger RNA, 1164 nt
Organism: Glossina fuscipes
Lineage: Eukaryota; Metazoa; Arthropoda; Insecta; Diptera; Glossinidae
Product: transcription termination factor 4, mitochondrial
Exons: 2
Coding region: 46-897 (283 amino acids)
Biological process (GO): mitochondrial ribosome assembly; regulation of DNA-templated transcription
Cellular component (GO): mitochondrion
Molecular function (GO): double-stranded DNA binding
Source: RefSeq, a predicted model, not a curated record